CUCAAACUCUGAUUUUGCGACGUGGUUUUAGCAACAACGUCCUUUAUUUUUAUUUUUUUGUGUGUGUUUAAUUUGGAUUAACUUUGUGGAAGAUACUUUGGCGGAAAAAUGAGCGCGACUCUCAGCUCCCGUGGAUGAUGAUGUCCCACGAUGAACACAGAUUUUCAAAAUCCGCUGCAAGUCCCUCGACCGAAAGUCCGCAGUCAUCUGACCAUCAAAGUGCAGUCCAAACUGAUGUCAAGGCCUUGUCCCUCUGUGCGUGGCUCAAAUCCUCCUCUUGCCCCCAAGCCCAAACCUUUCUAUGAGUUUAUACCGCAGAGGGAAAGCCUCAGUAAUGGAGACCUGUCUCAUUCAAAUGGCGAAACGGGUCCUCAUGAGACGGCUGAGGAAAACCAGGACAACGAAGGGAAAACCGAGACAGAGGGGAAGGUUGAUGACGUAGCUGAAGGAGAAGUUAAGGUCGAAAGACAGGAGGGGGGAACAAUAUUUAAUAAUAAAGACGAUGACAUCGAGAGUGUUGGCUCUGAAGACACAGUUAUAGAGGAUGACGGUUCGACUGCAGACACCACGGACGAUGAAAAUCCUGACAAUGACCCAAAUCAGCCUAAUGCUGACCUAAACAAAGAUAAUGAUACAUUGACCCUUUCUUCUUCUCCAAAUGAAAACAAGGAGGUGGUAUCUAGUAAGGAAGAGGAAGGGGACACACAUGGACUUAGUGGAAAGACUGUUAUAGACUUGGAUGAACAAAAGCUUGAUCAAAUGUAUUCACUCAGUCAGGGUGAGACAGACUUUAUUCAGUUUGACUUGUCAGCAGAAGAUACUGAGCUGGACGUUGGAAGAUUUGUGUUUGGAUUCUGCACGCUCCCAACUGUAACUGAGGAGUAUCCCUACGAUGUGAUUGGCCCCACAGACGGCGCUAGUGAUACAUGUGAGUCUUGUGACCCGGCUGAAAGUGGAGAUGCUGAAGUAUGGCAACCAGAACGUGCCACCAAAGAUGUCUCGGGCUGCUUUCGGUUUACAUCCAGCACUGAGGAUGUGUUUGGCCCAUAUUCAGUAAUCGAAGCUGUCCCGUCUGAUAUGACUUGUACUGCUGAUCCUGAAUGGGGUGAGGAAGACAUUAAUGACAAGCCAUCGAAUGAUCAGCAGACAUCAGGUGCUUCAAACCAAGAACCUUUCUAUGUGUCUUCAGAUGAUGUAGAAAAACUGGAAGAUAAGCAAACCCUAAUAGAGCAGGCCGAGGCUGAAGAGGUACAACACUUGAAUCAGCAUAAAGACAACGCAAAAGACACUGAGUCAGCAGAUGAGUAUGCAGACAUUCAGGAUUCUCCCUGCCCUAAAGUUGAUGACUUUGAACAGUUAGAGUGUGUCUCAUCAGAAGAUUACGUGGAAAUAGGUGAUGAGGAUGAAGAAGAGCAGACAGAAAAGAAACAUGUCAAGGGAAAAAGUGCAAAAGAGAGAACAGCUCAACGAGAGCAGGCUAUCCUCAGCCAAAGAAGAAGCUGCCAGCCUCGCCUAAGGUUAUGCAACAUCACUGUGCCAAAAGAAUUAGACCUGGGCCGCACCCCAGAGCUCACCAACAGGGUGGUGUUCGCCCACACCACUGAGGCGUUUGAAGAAGACAUAGAAGAACUUGAUUGCCAUAUUGUGCCUUUCUAUGAGGACACAGACUCAGACAGUGAAGAGCAUAUUUAUGAGGAAGCAGGGUUUGACUCAGAAGGGGAGAACUUUUUGAACAUAGAUAGAAAGACCAUUGUGACACGUUCUCGCUCAUAUUCUGGCAAAAUUCCUGGUUAUGUCCCAGAAACCGUGCCCGAGGAGACAGGGACUGAGUACCAAACGCAUGACUACUGCACAGUGGCCUUGGAUAGAAGCAGUGAAACGAUCAGCCAAUCACAGGCGCCAGGGGACAACUGCCUGAUCCCAUCUACGAAGUCUCGCCGCUUCCUUCUGUACUCCCGUUCUACAGGGAGUCCAGAAGCAUCCAUGGCUGACCAAUCUCCAAAGGACGAGUUAAGGAUGAAGAGGAAAGAUGACACUCUCUCACUUCCAUGUGUCAUGACGUCUUCUGGGAGUUUCUCCCAAAGAAGCCAGCAGUCGUCCAGCGGCGUUUCCACUCCAACCUCUCUAGUGGACAUCCCCCCACCCUUUGAACUGGCAUACAUUACCAAAAAACCUGUAACAAAGAGUUCCCCUUCUCUUUUGAUCCAGCAUGAGCCCGACGACCAAUUUAAAAAGAAGAAAAUCUCCUUUAAGCGCUUUUUGGCUCUCAAGUUUAAGAGAAAGACAGACUCAAAAGGUUUCAGUGACGGUUCUGUUCGUUCAUCUCGAUCUUCUUCUGAGUCCAGUCAUCAUGGCCCGGCAAGAGUCAUUGAGCUUGACCGUAGAAGCAACGGCAGCUCCCCUCAGCUGCAGUCUCAUAUUGUAAACCCACAUCAGCGUCCUUCAGACCGGACGUCAAACUUGGUCCUCUAUAAAAAUCAUCAGAGGAGGAAAAGUGAACUCAAAGCUUAUGGCAGAGGUGUCUUCAGAGUUGAGUCCUUCGAGGAACGCUCUCAUCGCUCCGCCAUGCCGUUGCCUUUAACGAAGCCCCGCUCGAUUUCCUUCCCCAGUGCAGACACCUCUGACUAUGAAAAUAUUCCGGCUAUGAGCUCUGACUAUGAGAACAUUCAAAUUCCAGGCAGACCGACCAGAUCGCACACUGUGACUGAGUUUUUUGAGGAUCCAAAUCGCAUGACAGCUUCGUGUAAUGAGAACGAUGGCUACGUGGACAUGAACAGUUUCCCGGGGAUAGACAGCAAGUCCCAGACAUCAAAAGCAGAUGCUGAAAGUGCCUACACAGAACCGUUCCCACUGAGCGCAGUCUCUGCUGGGUCAGCCGAGGAGGACCACGGACGGACCUCGGAAGAAGAAGAGGGGGCUGCUGAGCAAAAUUAUGAUCGACAGAUUGAUGGACGAUCCCGAGCGUUCUACAUUGCCAAGGAGCUUGUCGACUCUGAGAGACUACACGUCAGUGCCCUCAAGUACCUUCAAGAGGACUUUAGGCCAGCGGUGGCUGAAGCCGUGGGGGAGGACGGCAAUCCGGUUGUGGAGGAGCAGAGGUUGGAGGAGAUAUUGGGUGUUCUUCCUCAGGUCUUCACCCUCCAUAGCAACAUUUUGGCUGAGCUGGAAGAGCGCAUUAGUCAAUGGGAGGAAGGCCAACAGGUGGUAGAUGUGAUCUUGUCACAUCGUGAGGACUUUAAGGUGUUUGACACCUUCAUCUCUGAGUAUGAUCGCAGUAUGUCCAUACUGGAAGAGAGCUGCAGAAUCAACUCUGCCUUCUCCAGCAUUGUCAAGAAAUUUGAGAGGAAGAGUCCAGAAGAUGCCGAAGUCCCCCUGAAAUACCAGCUACUGCAGGUCGUCGUGAGAAUACUGCAAUACCGCAUGCUUCUCACAGAUUAUCUGAACAACCUCUCCCCUGAUUCCAAAGAAUACGAGGACACGCAAGCUGCCUUGGUGAUUGUGUCCGAGGUGGCGGACCAGGCCAACGAUAAUUUGAAACAGGGGGAGAACUUGCUGCGUAUGGUCCACAUAGAAUACAGCAUGAAGGGCAAGAGGGACCUCCUGAAGCCUGGCCGGAUGUUUGUUAAAGAGGGGACACUCAUGAAGGUCUCCAGGAAAAGCAGACAGCCCCGACAUCUAUUUCUGAUGAAUGAUAUAAUGCUGUACACCUACCCACAGCAAGAUGGGAAAUACAGACUGAAGAACACGUUGUCUCUGUCUGGAAUGAAGGUGAGCAAACCUGUUCUAGAUAAUGUGCUGAACUGCCUUAAGAUUGAGGUGUCAGACAUCACCAUCAUACUCUCUGCCAGCUCGAUUGGAGAGAGGGAAGACUGGUUCCAUACAUUGAGUCGGGCCAUUGCAGAUCACGCUGCAGGGCUCUGUACAUUUGGAGGAUCCUGCAAUGAGUCGCGUGAGAAGCUGUGGAUGGCCUUGGGCGAAGCUGCUCCAGUUCUGGUGCCUGUUUCUCAUGUGAUGAUGUGCAUGAACUGCACUUCUGACUUCAGCCUCACUCUCCGACGACAUCACUGUAACGCCUGUGGCAAGGUGGUGUGUCGAGCUUGCUCCAGGAACAGGUAUCCACUUAAGUACCUCAAAGACAGGGUGACCAAAGUGUGCGACCACUGCUAUGCCGAGCUCAGGAAAAGAGGCUGCAGUGUGUCGGGGGCAUGCGGCAAUUCAAGUCCACGCUCCCAACGGGCCAGUCGUCCCCUCUCGGCCGUCUUCCAAAGUCUGCAGACACAAAGUCUUUGGAAGAGCAGGAAGAGCACAGCCUCUCUCAGUCAAUUGCCUCUUGAGGUGGAGGGCUCCACCAUGAGCGGCAUCUUGCAGCGGCGAAAGAAGAGCAAGAGGAAAUGGAAACGUCUGUGGUUCCUUCUCAAAGACAAGGUGCUCUACACCUUCACAGCCUGUGAGGAUAAAGUGGCUUCAGAGAGUCUCUCGCUGCAAGGCUUCACCGUCAAGCUGACCGAGAGGCCCGAGGGCGAUGAGACCAGCAACGUGUUCCAUCUGUACCACAAGAAGACCCUCUACUACACCUUCAAGGCUGAUGAUCAUCACACAGCACGCAGGUGGGUCAACGCCAUUGAGGAGGCCACCGUUUUAUAGCACGAACAAACAGCCCGCACUGCCAUAAACAAUGUACCGUACUUCCAUGAAGACUGUAGAGUUUUUUGCCAAGACCUUCAUCCGAUCACAGCCUGCCUUUCAUUGGAAUCUGUUCUGGAAUCUGCCUGACUGACUGGCGGGAUGCCUCCUUGUGGUAAGGCAAGUCAAAUAACGCUUCAAAAGCCUGUCAGCCUCGAAUCUAGCGCACACCUUUUGGUUGUUAGUACUGUUGUGUGACGAGCCUGUGCCGGAACAUUCACUCUGCAGGAGCAGCUAGGGUCUGAUGAAAUGACUGGAACUGGUUAAGCUUCUACCCUGCGACUUCUGCAGACCGACUUUAUUUUUCUACCUGUAAACAUGAUUAUUGUGUUCUGCAAGAUGACAUUUUAUUGAGCAUUUUAUAGGCAUAAUACACAUGGCUUCCUGUUAUGGAUGUAUGGUAGGUUAGUACUGAAAUGUUUUAUGCCUUGUUAAAUUUUAGUGUUAUAUUGAAAAACUAUGGACACCCUAUACCAGUGGUUCUCAAACUUUUUUUUCACCAAGUACCACCUCAGAAAAAAAGUGGCUCUCCAAGUACCACUGUAAUGACCCAAAUAGCAUAGUAGGCCUAAGUAUUCAUUAAAAACAAGGCAGAUGUUUUAUUUAACAAUUAUGUUUAAUAUUUUUGGGCCACUGUAACAUUACACACAGUUUGAGUAUAGGAAAAAAAACAUUGUACUUUAAUCAAAUGAUUAUUUUGCGUACCACUAAGAGGAGCCCACGUACCCCUAGUGGUACACAUACCACAGUUUUAGAAUCCCUGUGCGACACUAUUCCAGGUUAGCCUCCAUUUAGGGCUGGGCGAUAUGACAGAAAACUGUAUCGCCGUAUAAGUGUUUUAUAUUGGUCGAUAUCGAUAAUUAUUGAUAUUAUUUAUGACCUAUCGUAAAUGUAUGAAAUGUAAACAUUUUUAUUUCAAAUUGAACCUUCUCGUUAUUAUAAUCCUCUCAGCUAUUGAGGCAGAAAGGAAAAUAAAUGUCAACACAACCAUGGAAAACACUAAAUCAAUGUAAACACUAAAACAAUACCUUUUAAAAUGAAGGCGCAAAAAAAAGGAUUAUUUAAGAAAUGCUGAAUAAAGUGUAACACAAUAGUGCAAAGUUUGAAAAUGUAAACAUAGAGAAAUCUGUAAAGAACUAUUGUCUGCAGUUUUAGUGCCAGGCUGUGCUCUAAAGGGUGAGCGCGGCUAAGGUGGUGUGGUAUCAUCUUGCAUCAUUGACAGACCACAUUUGUCUGACUACGUUCCAUUCAAAAAAAUCCCAAUUACCGUAUUUUCCGGCCCAUAGGGCGCACCGGGCAAUGCCGAUGAAUGGUCUAUUUUCGAUCUUUUUUCAUAUAUAAGGUGCACCGGAUUAUAGGGCACAUUAAAGGAGCCAUAUUAUUUAUUUAUUUUUUCUAAAUUGAAAACACUUCCUUGAGGUCUACAUAACAUGUAAUGGUCAAAAUGUUGCAUAGAUUAUGUUUUACACAUCAUCUUCAAGCCGAUUUGUGGGCGGUCUUAUUUACGUGGCUCACAUUCGGCAACGUCUUCUCCCCGUCAUCUUUGUUGUAGCGGUGCAGCGUGCAAGGACGGGAGUGGAAAAAGUGUCAAAAGACGGAGCUAACUGUUUUAAUGACAUUCAGAAUUUACUUAAAUCAAUAACGGAGCAGCAUCUCCUCAUCCGUAAACAACAACAAGGCCGGAAAUGUGUCCCGCAAAAAACAGUUGACCGGAACUCUCUAAUAACUAAAGUUCCUUGGGUGAAUAAUGUAAACUCACGACACCGGUAUGUUUUAGCGCUUUCAUGGCGAGUUUACUGACAGAUAUAAGUAAGAAAUUUACACUACUUUAUAUUAGAAAUGGCAACAGCAGAGGAUGAAAGUCCCAUAACAAGAAAAAAAAGAAGCUUAUUGACUACGGUGUCGGCACGGACUACAAAGGCGGACGCGUGCAAUUUUUUAGGAUUUAUGCAGAUCCCAAAUACAGAUCAGCAGGUACUUGAAGGUAAGAAAAGUUGCUUUUGCAUAAUAUUGCGAAACAAAACGCCAGAUAAUAUGUCUUAACUUAUACACACACCAUAAUAAUACUUGUAUGUUUAAUGCGGCAACAAUCCAUCAAGCGGUGUGGCGUCAUGGUUCACCAAAGUCGUACUAAAACAUUUUGAUGGAUUUUUGAGCGCCGUGUGUAAAGUUCUAUAUUUUCAAUGGAACAUAAAAAAUGUCGGUGUCGUUUCUAUCACUAAUGUUUUAUCGCCCAGCCCUAUUCCCAUUCUUACCACCAGGGUGUGCUAUUAUAUAUCCCAUUGUCUCCAGCAUACACGCCACUCAACAAUAUUACACUUAAUAACAUAUUUCCCAUCAGUAGGAUUGAAAGUAGCAGUUUGUUUCCUGCAAACGAUGAUAAAUGUGCCUGAUACUGAAAUGUAUUUCUUAUCAUGUUACGCAAUACUGUACUACUCUUCCCUCCAGAUGAACAUGUGCUUUUUUGAAAUCUACUGUACUGUUAUAGCUAGUAUUUUGACAGUUAGAAUAUAAUAUUGUGCCAUUUUAGGGCUGUAAAUAGGCUGCCGGUGUACAUCAUACUUACAAUGUCGAAAUUAGUCCGAAUUUGAAGCUUCAUCUUUCCUUACUGUAGAUAAACUUUGAUGAAAUAACAUCCACCCAUGCGUGAUUAAAACGUAUCACUGAUAUGUACUGUAUUUGGGUAUGAAUAAGUGUGACUUGAUCAUUUUGGUUUGAUUAUUACGCAUUGUAAUGUAGUUAUAAGCAGUUAUUAGAGCUCUUUAUUAAAGCAGGGCAUUUGUCAACACUUCUUUUAUAAAUAAAAUAAAAAAGAUAGAAAUUAUAUCAUAUUAUACAGUAUGGAGAUUUCUUUUUCUAUGCUUAUCCAGCAUCCGUAGUUUUGGGUGUAUAAAUAAAGGUGUUUGCUUACAACAGCGUUAUGUUGCGUUUGAACUAUUUAUUAUCUCACACUACAGUUUAGAAGAAGAAACAAUACACCACAUGAUGUGUUAUUAUAUGUGAUACCGAAAGCUCAUUACUUCAUUUCUAUUGCUUUGUGUUUGAUAAUAUUUCAAGUGUUACAUGAGAUUGUACCUCUUGCAUACACUGCAUUGUAAAUGUUUAUGUAUAUAGGUGAA
Messenger RNA from Nerophis lumbriciformis (worm pipefish), 7802 nucleotides. It is a transcript of the gene fgd5a, whose product is annotated as FYVE, RhoGEF and PH domain containing 5a. NCBI's taxonomy places the organism in Eukaryota, Metazoa, Chordata, Actinopteri, Syngnathiformes, Syngnathidae. Gene Ontology annotation, cellular component: cytoplasm. Gene Ontology annotation, molecular function: metal ion binding; guanyl-nucleotide exchange factor activity. The record is from RefSeq and is a predicted model, not a curated record.